GGUAUUUCUUGAUACACACUUGAACAUAGCAAAAGUGGAAGGUUUCGGCCAUUUUAGUUGAAUUCGUCUUCUUUAUAAUUCAACAUGAAGAUCGGUCUUUGUGCAUACAGUGGAUAUAAAAUAUAUCCGGGCCAUGGUAAAACCAUGGUUAAGGUGGAUGGAAAAACAUUCACGUUUUUGAAUUCAAAAUGUGAGGCAGCCCAUUUGAUGAGACGGAAUCCACGAAAAGUUACGUGGACCGUAUUAUACAGACGAAAACAUAAGAAGGGUCAGGAAGAGGAACAAGCAAAGAAAAGGACCAGACGUACGCAAAAAUUUCAACGUGCUAUUGUAGGUGCAUCACUUACAGAUAUAUUGGCAAAACGUAACAUGAAACCAGAAAUUCGUAAAGCACAAAGAGACCAGGCAAUUAAAGCUGCAAAGGAACAAAAGAAAGCAGCGAAAGCAACAAAGAAAGCAGUUGUUGCUCCUAAGGCUAAGGCUUUACCAAAACACAAAGCUGCAAAAGUAACACAAAAAUCAGCCCCCCGUGUUGGAGGAAAACGCUAAAUUCUGAUAGUAUAUAAAUAAAAAUAAAAUUUAAUUUUAAAAAA
Molecule: messenger RNA, 593 nt
Organism: Osmia bicornis bicornis
Lineage: Eukaryota; Metazoa; Arthropoda; Insecta; Hymenoptera; Megachilidae
Gene: RpL24
Product: 60S ribosomal protein L24
Exons: 5
Coding region: 85-549 (154 amino acids)
Biological process (GO): cytoplasmic translation
Cellular component (GO): cytosolic large ribosomal subunit
Molecular function (GO): structural constituent of ribosome; mRNA binding
Source: RefSeq, a predicted model, not a curated record